GAGAGAGAAGUGAUAGAAUACAUUGAGAUGGAACACACCUGUCUUCUACUCUUGCUGUUCAGUACACUGGUAUACUCCGGCCUCGGUCAUGAUGGAGUCUCUCUGAGUGUCCGUCCCAACAGAUCUCAGUUCUUUAAAUAUGAGUCUUUAAUUGUGAGCUGUGAAGUUCAGGGGAGCUCUGCUGGAUGGACACUGAAGAGAUACACAUCGACUGGGAAGCUUUCAGCUUGUGGAACCGACUGGGGAAAACAACAAGGCUUUUCAUGCAUUGUGUCACUAAUACUAUCAGACAGUGGGGUGUACUGGUGUGAGGCUGGGUCUGGAGAACACAGCACUGCUGUCAACAUCAAAGUACAUGUUGGUGCUGUGAUCCUGGAGAGCCCUGCCCUUCCUGUGACUGAGGGAGAUUCUGUGACUCUGCGCUGCAGAUAUCAGGUAACUCCCUCUGACCUCACAGCCGAUUUCUACAAAGAUGGAUCCCUCAUCAGGACCGAGACUACAGGAGAGAUGACCAUCCCUGCAGUAUCCAGGUCAGAUGAAGGACUCUACAAGUGUUCCAACUCUGAAGGAGAAUCACCAGAGAGACGGAUGACUCUGACAGUUCUCUCUCCUCCAGUCUCUCUGAGUGUCCGUCCCAACCGAUCUCAGUUCUUUGAAUAUGAGUCUUUAAUUGUGAGCUGUGAAGUUCAAGGGAGCUCUGCUGGAUGGACACUGAAGAGAUACAUAUCAACUGGGAAGCUUUCAGCUUGUGGAACCGACUGGGGAAAACAACAAGGCUUUUCAUGCAUUGUGUCACUAAUACUAUCAGACAGUGGGGUGUACUGGUGUGAGGCUGGGUCUGGAGAACACAGCACUGCUGUCAACAUCACAGUACACGCUGGGGCUGUGAUCCUGGAGAGCCCUGCCCUUCCUGUGACUGAGGGAGAUUAUGUGACUCUGCGCUGCAGAUAUCAGGGAACUCCCUCUGACCUCACAGCCGAUUUCUACAAAGAUGGAUCCCUCGUCAGGACCGAGACUACGGGAGAGAUGACCAUCCCUGCAGUAUCCAGGUCAGAUGAAGGACUCUACAAGUGUUCCAACUCUGAAGGAGAAUCACCAGAGAGACGGAUGACUCUGACAGUUCUCUCUCCUCCAGUCUCUCUGAGUGUCCGUCCCAACCGAUCUCAGUUCUUUGAAUAUGAGUCUUUAAUUGUGAGCUGUGAAGUUCAAGGGAGCUCUGCUGGAUGGACACUGAAGAGAUACACAUCGACUGGGAAGCUUUCAGCUUGUGGAACCGACUGGGGAAAACAACAAGGUUUUUCAUGCAUUGUGUCACUAAUACCAUCAGACAGUGGGGUGUACUGGUGUGAGGCUGGGUCUGGAGAACACAGCACUGCUGUCAACAUCACAGUACACGCUGGGGCUGUGAUCCUGGAGAGCCCUGCCCUUCCUGUGACUGAGGGAGAUUCUGUGACUAUGCGCUGCAGAUAUCAGGGAACUCCCUCUGACCUCACAGCCGAUUUCUACAAAGAUGGAUCCCUCAUCAGGACUGAGACCACAGGAGAGAUGACCAUCCCUGCAGUAUCCAGGUCAGAUGAAGGACUCUACAAGUGUUCCAACUCUAAAGGAGAAUCACCAGAGAGAUGGAUGACUCUGACAGACCCCACUACAGUGCCAGUGUUGUCCAUGUCUCUGCCCAGGCUGCUGGGUAGUGUACUGGUGGUGUGUCCCUACCUGCUGGUGACGGUCAUACUGAUGGUGAAAGGCAACAGACGUAGUGCUCAAGGUGAGCGUUUUGAAGAACAGUGAGGCUGAGAAACACCUGAUCACCAUGACAACACAAUGGAACACACCACAUUCUAAUUCUGGACCUGUUAUUUACACCCAAAACAUCUCUUCUUCUCCUGGCAUUUAAAUAAAUAAAUAAAAUACGAUUUAUUUAACUGCUUUGAGGUAUUUGUCUUAUUUUAAGGUGUUUCAAUAUAUGUUGUGUUGUAUAAUUCAUUCAGCAGCAGUCCUUUUAAAUGGGUAAUCUGCAGAUCAAAAAUACAAACCCCCAGCCACUGUUUUGGUAAACAGCUGUGUGACCUAUACAGCCAACGUGUGUUUUUGUUCCUAACAUUGAUAUGACUACGACUAUCUGGGAAUAUAACUGAUUGAUUUGAAUAUACAAGUAAUUUAGGCCUCGUGUUUUUUUAUCCAUCUAGAUACUAUCUGACAUUUUGUAACAUAAAUUGAUUUCCUCAUUCCUGUAUGAAUAAACAU
Molecule: messenger RNA, 2244 nt
Organism: Oncorhynchus masou masou (cherry salmon)
Lineage: Eukaryota; Metazoa; Chordata; Actinopteri; Salmoniformes; Salmonidae
Product: Fc receptor-like protein 5
Exons: 10
Coding region: 28-1788 (586 amino acids)
Biological process (GO): cell surface receptor signaling pathway
Cellular component (GO): plasma membrane
Molecular function (GO): transmembrane signaling receptor activity
Source: RefSeq, a predicted model, not a curated record